AUGCUCUUCCUUUCUUGGGAAGCCUUGACGUUGGCCGAGCCAAUGAACGCCACUCUCUGGGACCAUGGGAGAUCCAACAGCAUGGAUGGGACCUUCAGCCCAAGUGAGGGUCCCCGGAGCAGCUCCCAACUGCCCACCUUCUCCACGGCAGCCAAAAUCCGUGUGGCCCUCACAGUGCUCCUUUUCCUCUGCUCCACCAGCAUCAACCUCUCCAUGCUGCGGAGUGUCACCAAGACAUUUCAACGCAAGCCGCAUCUGCGCAUCCUUCUCAUGAACCUGGCUGCGGCGAACCUCCUGGUCACCUUCGUGGUGAUGCCACUGGACGCCGUGUGGAAUGUGACCGUUCAGUGGUAUGCCGGUGACCUGGCCUGCCGUACCUUGAUGUUCCUGAAGCUGGUGGCCAUGUACGCCUGCUCCUUUGUGACGGUCGCCAUCAGCCUGGACCGCUGGGCAGCCAUCUUGCACCCGCUGAGGGUCAGCAGAGCUAAGAGGAAGAACAAGGCAAUGCUGUGUGUGGCCUGGACCCUCAGUUUCCUCCUAGCAGUACCUCAGAUGUUUGUCUUCCACACGGUCAGCCGGUCCCAGCCCACCCACUUCGUCCAAUGUGCCACAGUGGGCAGCUUUGGGGCGCACUGGCAGGAAACGCUCUACAACAUGUUCACCUUCUCUUGGCUCUUCCUGGUGCCUCUGCUGGUGAUGGUGCUCUGUUAUUCCCGCAUUCUGGUCGAGAUCUCAAGGAUGAUGAGCCAAGCACGGGCGCCGCCAAAAUCCAGGGAGGUCCGUCUGCGCUGUUCACGCGAUAACAUCCCUCAAAUCUGGAUCCGCGCCUUGAAGAUGUCGGCUAUCACUGUCCUGACGUUUGUCGCUUGCUGGACACCCUACUAUCUGCUGGGCCUCUGGUACUGGUUCUCACCCGAGAUGCUGACCCGGGAGCAGGUGCCGCCUUCGCUCGGCCACAUCUUCUUCCUCUUCGGCCUCCUCAGCACCUGCCUCGACCCGCUCGUCUAUUGCUUCCGGCCCAGCAGGAAGUUGGCCAAAGCACCGUCUCUCCGCAUGGCCUCUGGGCAGGCGUCCACCAUGAGCAACGGCCCCAGGGCAGAGAUGGGAGUCCACUGGGCAUGCAAACCAGGAUCUCCCCGUAGUCCAAAAGUGGCCUGGACCAGGAAGGAGAAAGUGGCAGAGAGCUGCGUCUGA
Molecule: messenger RNA, 1194 nt
Organism: Thamnophis elegans (Western terrestrial garter snake)
Lineage: Eukaryota; Metazoa; Chordata; Lepidosauria; Squamata; Natricidae
Product: gonadotropin-releasing hormone II receptor-like
Exons: 3
Coding region: 1-1194 (397 amino acids)
Biological process (GO): G protein-coupled receptor signaling pathway
Cellular component (GO): membrane
Molecular function (GO): gonadotropin-releasing hormone receptor activity; peptide binding
Source: RefSeq, a predicted model, not a curated record